Molecule: messenger RNA, 1942 nt
Organism: Heteronotia binoei (common prickly gecko)
Lineage: Eukaryota; Metazoa; Chordata; Lepidosauria; Squamata; Gekkonidae
Gene: CHRNB3
Product: cholinergic receptor nicotinic beta 3 subunit
Exons: 6
Coding region: 179-1549 (456 amino acids)
Biological process (GO): chemical synaptic transmission; nervous system process; regulation of membrane potential
Cellular component (GO): postsynaptic membrane; neuron projection; synapse
Molecular function (GO): transmembrane signaling receptor activity; acetylcholine-gated monoatomic cation-selective channel activity
Source: RefSeq, a predicted model, not a curated record
AUGAAGUGUACUUUAAGAAGCUUCACGGUGGCACAAGAUAAGGCUCCAAAGCUGUUCUCUCUGCCCCUGUCUUAUUAGGCUUCACGCUUCAAAAUUAUUUUGUCUCUGCUGCUUUCUCAGAUGCCAGUUGUUUGCCUAUGAAGAAGAAGCUGAUCCAGCUGUGGAGGCAGCCGUGGCGAUGGAGAUGCUCAGUUUUAUUAUAGUGUCCCUUCUUCUUUGUGCACACAGUUCAGCUUUCACUGUGUUCAGCUCAUUUGCUGAGAAUGAAGAUGCCCUCUUGCGGCACUUAUUUCAAGGGUAUCAGAAGUGGAUCAGGCCAGUAAAACAUUCCAAUGAUACCAUAAAAGUGUACUUCGGAUUAAAGAUAUCACAGCUAGUAGAUGUGGAUGAAAAGAAUCAGUUAAUGACAACAAAUGUGUGGCUGAAACAGGAAUGGAUUGACCACAAAUUGUGCUGGAAUCCUGAGGACUAUGGUGGGAUCACUGCAAUUCGGGUCCCAUCUGAGUCACUUUGGCUCCCAGAUAUUGUGUUGUUUGAAAAUGCUGAUGGUCGCUUUGAAGGCUCAUUAAUGACUAAGGCAAUUGUCAAAUACAAUGGGAUCGUUGUCUGGACUCCUCCAGCCAGUUAUAAAAGUUCCUGCACUAUGGACGUGACCUUCUUCCCAUUUGAUAGGCAGAAUUGCUCAAUGAAGUUUGGAUCCUGGACCUAUGAUGGCCGAAUGGUUGACUUAAUCCUGGUAGAUGAAAAUGUGGACCGGACGGAUUUCUUUGACAAUGGGGAAUGGGAAAUUCUAAAUGCCAAGGGUAUGAAGGGAAACAGAAAAGAUGGGUUGUAUUCCUACCCUUUCAUAACCUACUCCUUUGUUUUAAGACGACUCCCACUGUUUUACACUCUCUUCCUAAUAGUUCCUUGCCUGGGAUUGUCGUUUUUAACUGUCCUUGUUUUUUAUUUGCCUUCUGAUGAGGGAGAAAAACUAUCAUUAUCGACCUCUGUUUUGGUCUCCCUUACUGUUUUUCUCUUAGUCAUUGAAGAAAUCAUUCCCUCAUCUUCAAAAGUCAUACCUCUGAUUGGGGAGUACUUGCUGUUCAUCAUGAUUUUUGUAACCCUGUCAAUCAUCGUGACCGUUUUUGUAAUCAACGUGCACCAUCGUUCCUCAGCAACCUACCACCCAAUGGCUCCUUGGGUGAAAAGACUCUUCCUUCAGAAACUCCCUAGGCUGCUCUGCAUGAAAGGACAUGUGGAUCGUUAUUCAUUCUCCGAUCCCGAAGAAACCCUGAAACAGAAGCCAGCAAAGAAACACAAACACAAGCAAUUCAAAGAUGGAGAAAAAAUUGUGAUUGCUUUCCUGGAAAAAGCUGCUGAUUCCAUUAAGUAUAUCUCCAGGCAUGUUAAAAAGGAGCAUUUCAUCAGACAGGUAGUGCAAGACUGGAAGUUUGUGGCUCAGGUCCUGGACCGGAUCUUCUUGUGGCUGUUCUUGGUGGUGUCAGUGAUGGGUUCUGUUCUUAUAUUUACCCCAGCUUUAAAGGCAUGGCUGCACAGUGGUUUGUAGACAAAAGGCCUUUCUUAUUUGAGGAUCUGCUGCAGGAAGAAAGCAGGAGCUUGGGACUGGUGAUCAGCUAGAGCUCAUUGUGUAAAGAGUACAGAGGAUGGAUACAUAGAGGCUGGGGAAAUAAUGCUGUUGUUAGCAGCAACUGGUGUUGCUGAUAAGAGUACCACUAUCGCUAAAAUAGAGUUUUAACUCAUCAAAUUGUCCCAUGAAUGAAGAAAUCCACUUCUGUUACAUUUUAGGUGUUUAUCUGCUGACUUGGAUGCAAUAGGCCAAGAAGUGGCAAGCUUUUCUUAAGCACUUUUUUGUGAGAAGGACUGGAGAUCCUAGGGAGGGGGAGUGACAAUUAAACUAAUUUGUCUGUGGUGUAGAUAUGCCCUAUUUCAAGGGUCCUCA